UAACAUAGCCAUGUUUUAGGUCAACAAACAUUUUGCCAAGCAAAUAGUUUUUCUAUACUUAAUCUAAAUUUUUAGUUUUUAUUCUGGACAUCUUUCAUUGAUUUCCUCAUGGAGCUAAACAGAGACAAUUAUUGCGAAGAAUGUUGGCUGAUUGUAAGCAGUGAAAACAAAGACAAUUAUAUAGAAGAAGUUUCCACAACAUUGACAUUACCCAAUGAGUCAAGGUCUAAAACAGUGGAAAAACAUCCUGCAAAAUCUUCAGAGGCUGAGUUAGCUAGCUUUGAGAAAACCAAUAAUUUAUCUAACGCUGAAUCAAGUAAUAAUAUGUCACCAAUGUCAAAACUCAUCAAAGUUGGGAAAGUAUACAUAUCUCAAACUAAUUUACCUACUGAAAGGCUUGUGAAGAAAAACAAAAGGUUCGAUGACGAUAAAUCUUACAAGAGCUAUGCAGGAAUGUCAACGAAAUCGCUCAAGUCUAACUACAGUAAAUACACUUUUAAUCAAACUUCUGCAGUGUCUUUAGUUUCAAUUUUAAAGUCAAAAUCUGAAAUUCUGCAUGGUGCUAGACCAAGUGAUUCUGAUUUGUGUUUAGAAUGUCUUGUUCUUGAGUACAGGGACAGUUUCGACACAAAUCUGCUAAAGAACGUGUACAGCUCAGUGAAAGAACAACAUCAAUGCAGAAUGAUACCUGUGCAAAAGUGUGGGCGAAAAAAGUGUUUGCAGUUGUGCAGCGAUUCAGAGUGUCCAAAGUUCAAGUUUUGGAAGAUUUUGGAUUCCGGUGGCUCUGGAUGGAAGGUAGAUUUUAGUUUUGGAAAUUGUAUUCCACCACUAGAGUUGGAGGGUUCCUCAUGCUUCACCACCUCUAGCGGAUUGUGCAGUAAAGAACAGUUGGUAGAUCUCUCCGAAGCAGGGCUGAGUGAUCGGAUAAUGGACGAGGUGAGGCCGGACAUUGAGAUCUCCGAAUGGUUCUGUGGCAGUCAAGACUCCACCUCCAGGUACGGAUAUAAGGUGUCACUUCUAGAUAGCCGUCAACUGAUGAUGUGUGUUCAUGGAGAAUGUAAAACUUUGAAGCCUCCUGAUGCUUCAAAAUGGCAAAGGGUGACGUACACCUUCCGAGGUUAUGAGCCAGGAGUACGGUACAUCCUGUUCCACCACGGGGGCCAAGGAGAAGCCAUCAGAGGAGAUGAGGGGAAUACCCAUCCUGGAUGUAAGAUGGCAGGGGCUUCUAUCAAGGCGAAGCUUACAAAGAGUUUUUCAGGGGACGAGCACAGCAAAACAAGAUUUUGAUUUAGCCAAAAACGUUAAGUGUUUUUGUAAACUCAAUUGUGCUGUGUUUGGUUAGGAGUAAAGUUAUAAAUAUGACUAUAAACAUUGGUCAAUGCUAUAAAACAAUAACUUAUGUCAAAUUUAAUUGACUAGCUUGUACGAACUAGUAAA
This is a messenger RNA of Macrosteles quadrilineatus (aster leafhopper), 1437 nucleotides long. RefSeq lists its product as uncharacterized. The transcript is spliced from 3 exons. Gene Ontology annotation, biological process: glycoprotein catabolic process; SCF-dependent proteasomal ubiquitin-dependent protein catabolic process. Gene Ontology annotation, cellular component: cytoplasm; SCF ubiquitin ligase complex. The record is from RefSeq and is a predicted model, not a curated record. NCBI's taxonomy places the organism in Eukaryota, Metazoa, Arthropoda, Insecta, Hemiptera, Cicadellidae. Gene Ontology annotation, molecular function: ubiquitin protein ligase activity. The coding region runs from base 109 to 1287 and encodes 392 amino acids.